Messenger RNA from Penicillium subrubescens, 1851 nucleotides. Its product is annotated as fungal specific transcription factor domain-containing protein. The record is from RefSeq and is a predicted model, not a curated record. Lineage: Eukaryota; Fungi; Ascomycota; Eurotiomycetes; Eurotiales; Aspergillaceae. Gene Ontology annotation, molecular function: zinc ion binding; RNA polymerase II cis-regulatory region sequence-specific DNA binding; DNA-binding transcription factor activity, RNA polymerase II-specific. The coding region runs from base 1 to 1851 and encodes 616 amino acids. The transcript has 7 exons. Gene Ontology annotation, cellular component: chromatin. Gene Ontology annotation, biological process: DNA-templated transcription; regulation of transcription by RNA polymerase II.
AUGGAAGCCGUGAUGACUAUCAACCAAGGACAGGAUAGAGAAAGACUGUCUCUACGCACUCUCUCCACAUCUCCGACGGCGGCGACAGCGCAGGAUAUUAGCACAACGUCAGGUCCAGGCCUGAGUGAAUCUCUCUUUGCCAGCAUGUUGCCCUCACUCUUGCAGCCUUGUCAUCCCCAGGACCAGAUCCUUGCCUCAGAGCCAGUAUUCCCCUUCAAAAAUUGGAGCAUGGAGCAGAUCUUUCAAUCAGACUCAGAAAUCUUCGUGCAGCCCUCGCCCAGGGAUCUGAUUACAGAUUUCCCUGGUAUGCUUGAUGAAGGGUUCACUGUACCAGAUCAAUCGCCGCCUCAAUCCGAUACUCGAAGAUCGGUGGCAUCGUUUACCCUGGAAGACACAGAUUAUACUCUAGUCCAGGCGAACGUCGCUCGCUUGGAUCCCGAAGGACGGCUAUCAAAUUUCCAAUUCCCGUCCAAGUACGCAGUUGUUCGCUUCGUGAAAGCCUUCUUCUCACAUAUGGCAUCAAACCUACCCAUAGUGCAUGGCCCAACGUUCGAAAUUACUGCCGUGCCUUCACCACUUUUACUAGAGAUAAUGGCUUGUGGAGCACUCUAUGUGAAUGAAUCAGCUACUGCGACAAAAAUGCACAUGGCUGCACUGCUACUUCUUUCCAAGAUUGAGGAGAUCUCAUUGUGCGAAGGCACAGAGGAAAAAUUUCAGACAUGGCUGCUCCAAGCAUACUUACUUGCAACUUACUUUGGAUCAUACAGUGGUGAUGUGCGCAUGGAACGGCAAAUAACCCAAACAUUUUGUCACUCGAUUCAGCUUGCUCAAGAAGCCAUUGACGUAUUAAGGCCUUCAGACCCAAGCACAUACAAAGAAUGGGUCGAUCAAGAGACCAUGAGAAGGUGUAUCGCAGGGAGCAUCAUUGUGGGGGCGGCUCUUUCUGCGACUUUAAAACACAAAUACGUCAAUAUUCCCUUCAUCCACGCUCGAUUUCCGCUUCCAUCACCAACAGCAGAGUGGACGAAGGACGAGAUGGGAUGGAAACUAACUCCUAGCAUGAUGUAUAGCUCGGAUGUAACAGAGAAGCUUUUGACGGGCCAGAAGCCUGACCUAGGGAUUACUGACCUCGGGUUUCUCACCAUCGUUGCAUCUGUCCUACACCAGAUCUGUUCAUUUGAAUCAUAUGCAGGCUCAGGUUCUUCGGACUUAUACGCAGAUUCCUUCCGUGGUUUGCAAAAAUCAUUACAAGGUAUUGAUGAGACGUGGAGGAACCAGAUAGCUGAUGACAAUUUCUUUGAAUCAAGUCCCGGCGCACUGACUCAGUGCACGCGAUCAUUCUUAGAUUCUGCCUACUAUCACCUCUAUGGUAGCCAGCACCUGGCAAUCAUGAAAAAGCUACUCUAUAAAUGGACAAGCUUGACUGGAUUAGACGAGCUUCAUCAGCUCUGUGCCAAUCCACAUGCGUCCAUCCUGCACAUCGCCCUCUUACGCGCGGCAGACUCCCUGAGAUAUGAUUGUCGGACGGGAAUCAAGUAUCUGCGGAAAAGAGCACCAUUUCAGUUCGGGCCAAUCUCUGCUAAUUCUAUUUGUGAGGGCAGCCUUUUACUAUGCUGGUAUCUGCGUGCAAAAAAAUCGUGUUAUCCUGCACUGGAACGUAAUCCCAGCGUUGAAGCUCUGAUUGAAGAAUGCGCUGCAGAGCUAGAAGGUCUGCAAAGUAUCACAGCAGGUCAGGAAGAAGUCCUCCCUCUUGCUGUUACCGCAGAACUCAUUCAAGAAGAUUCGGUGUGGCAAUGGCCUCCUACAUUAGCCAAGAAACUUAUGGACUUGAUCCCGCGUAUCCAACUAUAG